CCCUCGGGCAGCCAGUGUAAGAUUCUUAUAAUCUGUAACAAUUUUAUGUAGCUAAUAUAGGCUAUUGAAGUAAUUUAUACCGAUUAAUAAAGCACCUGCGUGCACUUCCGUUGCCCGGGUAAACAACAUUUUGAUAAGAAAUUAAUUAAUGAUAUAAUGUAACUGAAAAUUUCACUUUUGAACCUAAUAAAGAACGCAAGCUAUUGCGUACAAUAAUAAUCAUGGCGACUGGACAUAUUUUACCGGGUUAUGGCAACCCAGUUACGCGUUUAAGGAGAGCGCAAUCGGCAUAUCCGAUGGACAAUAAAAAGUUACAUGAAUUAACUGCCAAACAUGUUCCUGAUAUGGAUCCAAGAACUUUAGACCACAUAAGACAAAAUGCAAGAAACAUGUGGCUACGCCCCCGUUAUGAACCGACAACAUAUAACACGUUUCAUGCUGGUGACCAACUUGACGAACCAAUAGAGUCGAUUCCAACUGAACCACUGAGGCGUCAUAAACCACAUCCUAAACCUGUGUUCCUGAUCAAUAGGUUACAUUAUGUACCAGGGUACCACAAUCCUGAUACUACCAUGGGCAAACCUGUUUACAAAAUUGAUGACACAUUUUCUGAUGAAGAGCGUCAGUUAAGAAGACACCAGAGGGAGAAAUAUGUAGCAAGACCCAGAACACCAGCUGUUGAUCAAUACACUGAACCCUGGGCACAACUUACUGACGCAGUAGGACCAGUAGAAGCAUGGGGUGCUCAAGCUUGGCUUAAAGUAGCUGAUGAGGAUCAUCAGCAUGAGGUUGUCAAUGCAAUAAGAGACUACAAAGAUAAAGAACUUUUUAACAUUUCCAGGAGUUCAAAAGUUCCAAUUGAAGGAGUGAAAGUUGAGGAGCAUGCUAAUGUUGAGAAUAAUGUUGAGGAUAUUAACAUAAAAGCCAACAACCAAAGCAAAGCUGAUCAUAUAGAGCACCAGAAAACUGCAUCAAAACCUGAUAUAAAUGUUCAACCUGGACACGGAAAUCAGAAAUUUCUGAACACUCUUGCACAAAGAUUUGCAUCAGCUAAUAUUGGAGAAAGAACCCAAACAAAGGAUGAUGAUGUUGAAGCACUGCAAAGAACAGGGCAAACAUCUGAUAAGAAAUGCCAUACAAAUGGAAUACUACAAAAAAAGAAGUCAACAUUCCCUUUAAAAGUUUCAACAUCUGUAAAGAAGGGUGUAAAAACUUUAGAUAAAUCUGAGAUAGACAAAAUCAUCUGCCAUAUAAACAACAAAGUAUACCGUGGAGAUAACAAAAAUAAUGACACUCUCACCGCACAGCAAAAAGUUUCAUUCAAGAGUCCUGUACAAAUAUUCAGACCAAAUUCUGCAUAUGUUAAUAAAUAUCGGGGUAAUGAAAGUGAAGUAAAGAGCAAAACAACAAGUGAGAGAAGUAAGGAAGACAGUGACCAGAGUAGUCCCCAACCUGAUAAUAGCAGCAUGGUGUUGAACUCUCAGUCUCCAGUGCCUCCCCCAGUAGCUGAUGCUACACCAAGACCACAUACUGCAAUCCCUUCAAGUCACAGGUGGAUGAAACAUGCAGGUGCUACAGAGUCUGAAGCAGUUAGACGUAUACUGUAUGGCGGAUAUCCACCAAGUACAAUUCAACCUCUUGGUAGUCUAGGAAACCCAGCCACGUUACUUCAGCGUCGCCAACAAGAUGUUGACAAUGUACGAAGAGCCAAAUUUAUAAACAAAUAUCCCAGAGGAGAUUUUCUAAUUCACCCAGAAUAUCCUCCAUCUUUCCCACAUCAUAGGAUUGACUAAGUCUAGAUUCUAGUCUUAUAUAUUUCAGUAUCUAAAUUGGAAGAUAUUAUAGUACAGUUUGCAAAAUUGACAUUAAUAAUUUUAUGAAUGCAUUCUAUGAUACAAUUCAUUCUUUUGCGAUUCUGUGCACAUUAAACGUUCCAUUAUUAGCACUUUUUAAAGUUGUUUUACAGCAUUUUGCAAGCAUUUUUUGUUUUAGAAGAAACUUUUGUUUAAUUGAAAUCAGUAUUAAGAAAUGAUUUUUUAAUUGCAUUUAACUUUGAAAUUAAUACCCGUAGUAAUGGUUAUAUGAAUUGUUGACUAGACACUAUAAACUUUGAUGUUUCAACUUAAAGUAGAUAACAAAUAUCAACUGUUCAUUGUUUUGUGUUUCAAAUUUUGCUUCAUAAGCAAUCAGUUGGGUUAGAAAAAAAUGUUUUGAUGUUGAAAAUGUUGCUAAGCAAAUGUGUAUUCAAAAAAAGUUGUAUUUUUUUGUUUUGCUUUAUUGUUUAAACAGUAUAUUAAAAAGACAUGUACCAUUUAUAUUUUAUAUUGGUAUAUUUAUAUUAAUUUGUUAUUGAUCAAAUACUAAUAUGUAAAGUGUACACUUGUUAAUUUUGUCUUAUAUUUCUAGACAAUUAUUUUAUAUUAAGAUAUAUAUAAAUAUUUAUUACUAAAUGAAUAUAUUAUAUAAUUGUAUCUAUUGUACAUUGUUUACUGCCCUAUUAAUGUGUAAAAUUUCAUUAUUAUUUUAAGCUUUUACUUUGUUUUGUUAUUUUUGCAUCCAUGUUACCUAGGGGCUUUUUGUUCUUUAGUAAUACUGCUUGUUAAGAAGAUUUGUGUGUUCACUUAGAAUUUCAUUUUUUGCUGUUUAUAUGUGAAUGAAUUCAGCUUUACAAUUAUGGGAUUCUCUAAUUUGAUUUUAGAGCUAAAAUUAAGAAUAAUGAAUUCAUUUCAGUUAUUAAGUACAAAAAUAUUUUUAACAUGUUUCAAGUAAUAGCAAUUGUACUUUACAUAUUUAAGGUAGUUGUAGAAUAAGAAUUUCUCAGAAAGAUUCAGGAACUGGUGUGAUUAUUCUUUAACAGAUGUGAUAGAAAUGCUAGAUUUUGUCAAAGUGCCUUAUAUCUUCAGAUCUUUACCAUUUUAAUUUGAAGAAGAAAUCAUUUUUCAAUAGUGGCAGCAUUUUUCCUUCCUUAGAAUGGAUGUGUUUGAAAGUAGAAAAUUAGUUUGGAAGUUUGUAUGUUGUUUCAGUUUUCUUAUUUAAUUCAGGUAACAUGAUCUGAUACUUUGUUAAGAUACCUUUUUAUCAUUUUUAUUGAUAAUUUUUAUUUGCAUUUAAUUAGUGAAAUGAUAUACAAUAUGAUGUAUGGUAUUGAAUAUUUUAUGACAUUAGGACUGAAUACUUGUUGAUAUACAUACCAUAGAAGAUAGGAUAUUUAACACUUCAAAUAUCAUUAUACUUUUCAUUAGAUUCUGGUAAAAAUAAAGAUAAAAUAAGCACUGUGUAAGCUAUUAAAAUAGAGAAAUGAAAUAAUUUAAUUGGAAAUAUCAACAACAUUCAUUUAGCUGUCAGUUUUCAACUUUUGUUUCGUUUGAAAAACGGACAGACAUUUGUCAGUGACAUUUUUUUUCUCAAUCUGCCAAUAUGCCUGAAAGAACUCUCUGAAGAGGUUUAGAAAAAACAAAAUCUUGAUGACAGAUAUGUAACUUUAAAGAAUUUGUCUCGGAUAGUUUAUGUACUUUUUCACAAUUCUAGCAGUAUAUUAUAAAUAAUUAAUCACUUACAUCAUAAACAGUGAAAUUGUCUUGUUUAUGUCAUUAGUAUGUGUCACAUGCAUGUACUGUGUCGUCGCAUUGGCAUUGACUUCUCAAUUUUUAAUUUCCCUUUAAAUAGCAAUGUAUCAACUGAAAUUGAAAGCAGAAAUAGUUAUUUACAUUGAUCUAUUAAUAAUAGCAUUAAGAUAACACAUGGUUAGAUUUUUUUUACAUCUUUUAAAUGUUUAACUGUGCCUUAUUAUGCUCUGUUUUUAAAACAACUCACUUAUUGUUACUAAAUCAUUUAAUGAUGUUAUUGUGAUAUAAAGGAAAUCUCAGCUGUUCAUUUACCGAUAUAGAAAAUAAUAAAAAUAUACAA
Messenger RNA from Ruditapes philippinarum (Manila clam), 3906 nucleotides. RefSeq lists its product as uncharacterized. The record is from RefSeq and is a predicted model, not a curated record. The transcript has 8 exons. The coding region runs from base 222 to 1793 and encodes 523 amino acids. Lineage: Eukaryota; Metazoa; Mollusca; Bivalvia; Venerida; Veneridae.